This is a messenger RNA of Soboliphyme baturini, 1116 nucleotides long. NCBI's taxonomy places the organism in Eukaryota, Metazoa, Nematoda, Enoplea, Dioctophymatida, Soboliphymatidae. The record is from the annotation of a GenBank genome assembly.
CGCGUUCCGGCUCACAAAUUCGUUCUGAGCGUUGGUUCGUCGGUGUUCAACGCCAUGUUUACAGGCGCUAUGGAUCCAAGUGAGAAGGAGGAUAUUGAAAUUCCGGACAUUGAGUACUCGGUGUUCGUGGCAUUAUUGAAAUUCCUGUACAGUGACAUUGCGGAGGUCGAUUCCGAAAACGCAACGGCGCUUCUUUAUGCAGCAAAGAAGUAUGCUGUGCGAGGACUAGAAGUCUCCUGUGUCGGCUUUCUGAUCGAGCAUCUGAGUCCGGAUAAUGCGAUGAUGCUGCUUAGUCACGCUCGCCUAUUCGAUGAGAAGGUGCUCUCCAACGUCUCGGUUUUGGACCGUGACACGUUGCGCGUGCGCGAAAUUUCUCUUUUCCUCGCCCUUCUGCGGUGGAGUGCUCAACAGUGCCGCAAGCGAGCUUUCUACAUAACGCCUGAAAAUCAGCGUAAAAUUCUUGCUCCUCUGCUGCAAAAAAUACGUUUUCCGUUGAUGGCCGUGGACGAAUUUGCCGAACAUGUCGCACAGUCGGGCAUCCUCACCGACAAAGAGCUGGUCAACUUGUUCAUUUUCUUCAACGCAAAAAUCAAACCUGAAGUGCCGUUCUCUGACGUCCCGCGGUGCACCACCGUCGAGCAAGUGAUCAAUCGUUUUCAGCGCAUCGAAGAUCGCUGGGGCUACAACGGAGCACCGGACAAAAUAAAGUUUAUGGUGAACAGACGGAUUUAUUUGGUCGGUUUCGGUCUUUACGGCUCUGUUCACGGUCCAACCGAGUACACUGUCAAAAUACAACUUAUUAACGGUGUAAAUGGCAAAGUGUUGGCUUGCAACGACACGUCGUUUCAGUGCGAUGGCUCUAUCAAAACUUUCAAAGUGUUGUUCUCAGAGCCCGUGAAGCUUGAACCCUGUUUUCCGUACAUCGCCUCCGCACAGAUCAGUGGACCGGAUUCGCAUUACGGAAGCAAAGGAUUACAGCGUGUUGUCUUUCAGCCGGUUUGCGGACCAGCGGUCACAUUCCAGUUCAGCUACUCCGGUUAUGGCAACAACAAUGGUACAUCUGUGGAAGACGGACAAAUACCGGAAAUCUACUUUUACACGAAAAUGCGCGGCUGA